This is a messenger RNA of Paramecium octaurelia, 408 nucleotides long. The record is from the annotation of a GenBank genome assembly. NCBI's taxonomy places the organism in Eukaryota, Ciliophora, Oligohymenophorea, Peniculida, Parameciidae.
CAAAAAGAAAACCUUACUAUGUAAACUAAACCUUGCGAUUGGAUUUGUGUUGAAUGCAGAAACUUGAAUUACUCAUUUAGAAAGAUUUGUAAUAGAUGUCAGUAGUGCACAAGAGAUACGCCAGGAACUCGAUUUAUUCCUAACAAAGUUGAUUAGGGAUAACAAAUACUUGAAACACUAAAGCUAUAGGAAAUAGAUUUGGGAGGGAGCAGUCACAGUUCGACAGACAGCAAUGAAGAUGAUGAAAAUGGAGUAUUUUCUCAAGCCUUAUUUCUUGAGGAUCUAUCAAAAAGCUCUUAGAGUGUUAAAAAAUCAUUCUCUUUCUUGAAAAAAUGUUAAGUAUGCUGCAAUUAGAAUUACUUUUACUAAUAAAAGUGUAGUCAUUGUGGAUAUUCUUCGUUUAUUUGA